This is a messenger RNA of Cryptococcus wingfieldii CBS 7118, 345 nucleotides long. RefSeq lists its product as hypothetical. The record is from RefSeq and is a predicted model, not a curated record. Lineage: Eukaryota; Fungi; Basidiomycota; Tremellomycetes; Tremellales; Cryptococcaceae. The transcript has 3 exons. Bases 1 to 345 code for a protein of 114 amino acids.
AUGUCCGAAACAUUCCUGGAAGCCGCCAAUUAUACCUCGAUCUCUGCGCCGGCCGACGUCGACGAGUGGAUCUUGUCUGGCCUGACUCAGCGACUGUCGAACCCCCACACGGAGUGUGAAGUCGUCCAUUGGCACGACUUGGACGUUGAGCCCGGAAAACCCGUCCCCGCCGCUUCCAAGUCAGUAACCAGCAAGCUCGUCUCCUCCUCGGUAUGUUGGUCGAUCGCUUAUCACCCUUCCUAUAGGAUGGUAGAGCUUCCAAGGCCGGUCUGGAACGACGUCAAGGAUGCUCCUGAGACCAAAGCAGCCCUUAAGCGUGGUGCCAAGACGCUCGGGAGGAAAUGA